AUGAUAAAAUUUAGAUUUUGUAAAUUUGCUUAAAUCAAUAACAUUACAUCAAUAAAAAGUAGAAUAGGAGGUAGUUCAAAAACUCCAGAGUAUGAUUUAUAUCGCUCAUAUUAUAAUAAAACAAUAGAAGAUGUAAAGGAAUAACCUGGAGUGACAAUUGUAAGAAAUGUAAAUGAAGCUAAAAGAGUUAUAGAAAUAUUAAAAAAAUACAAAAAAUAACCUCAUGCUUGGGAUACAGAAACAAUAGACAUAGAUGUCAAAAGUGAGAAUCCAAUAAAUAGAGGUAAAUUGAUUUGUGCAAGUGCAUUUGCCGGUCCUGAAGUAAAUUUUGGAAAUGGCCCAAGAUUAUUCAUUGAUAAUUUUGCUUAAAAUAGUGAUAUAAUAAUGUUGUUUAAGGAUUAUUUUGAGGAUGAAAAGAUAUUAAAAAUAUGGCAUAAUUAUGGUUUUGAUAGACACAUAUUUGGCAAUCAUGGUAUAAAUGUUUAAGGAUUUUUUGGAGAUACUAUGCAUAUGGCUAGAUUAUUGGAUCCAUCAAAAUAACCACAAGAAUAUAGUUUAGCAAAGUUAUCAAUAGCUUACGAAGAAGAAAUAAAAUUAGUAAAAACUAAAAGAUUAGAAUGUUUAUUAUAAAAACCAAAUCUAACUGAAGAAGAGAAAUAAAGUCUCUAAAUAUUUAAGGAUCAUUUACUUGAUAUAAAUCUGAAGACAAGUAUGAAGUAAAUUUUUGGAUAAAAUAAAGAAUUAAAAAAUGGCUAAGUUAGCAAAUUAAAAGUAUAUCCAAAGAUUUUAUAAAUGCAUUGCUUACCUUAAUAUAUAAAUUAAUGGAUUGAAUAUUCUACUUUAGAUUCAGAAAUAACAUAUUUUUUAUGUCUUACUUUAAAAUAUUUGUUGAAUAAAACAAAAAUCUUUUAUAAUUCAAAACCAACAGAUUCUGAUUAUAAUACUAAAAAAAAUGAGUUUGGUAUAAAUUGCUUAGGUGAUAUCUAUAGUAAAUAUUGGAAUUCUUUAGGUGAAAUAUUGACAGAAUUAGAAAGAGAAGGAAUGUAAGUAGACCUUGAUCAUGUGAAUAAUAUUAAAAUCUAAGCUGAAUAAGAUAUGAAACAAUACGAAUAAAAUUUCAUUAAAUGGGUAUAAACUACUUAAGAAGGAGAUGUCUCAUAAUUUAAUUGUAGUAGUACCUAAUAAUUAUAAUAAUUAUUCUUUGCUCCUUGUAAAAAGUAGUAAGUUAAGAAAACCAGUUAGACAAUAAAAGAAGAAGAAGAGGAAGAUGAAUAUCUUUCAGAUGGAAGAAAAAAAUCAAUUCGCAAAGAAGUUGAAGAAUUACCAGACAUAAAGGGAUUUUAAAUUGAUAAUAUACAUCAAAUUGUUAAGGAAAAUUAGAGAUCUCCUUUAAAAUAUACUGAAAUGUAUAUUAAAGGUUUAGGAAUAGCCCCUUUAAGUUACACUCCUAGUGGAAUGCCAUAAGCAGAUUAUAAUGCUUUAAAAUAAUUAGCUGGUGAUGUAGAAAAGUAAUAAUACGGAUUAAUUUAUUAACACUUUGCAAGUAAAGGAGAUCCUUAAAAGGGGAUUGAUGCAUGUGUUGCAAUUAAUGAUUUGUUAGAACUAAAAAGCAUAGAAGUUUUAUUACACACUUUUAUUAUUCCAUUAAUUGAACUAACAGAUACUAGUGGUCGAGUUCAUACUAGUAUUAAUAUUAAUACAGAAACUGGUAGAUUAAGUUCAAGAAAUCCAAAUUUAUUGAAUUAGCCUGCAUUAGAGAAAGAUAGAUAUAAAAUAAGAAAAUCUUUUGUUGCAAAAUAAGGAUGUAAAUUAAUAGUCGCUGAUUAUGGUUAAUUAGAAUUGAGAGUAUUAGCACAUAUGACGAAAUGUAAAGCUAUGAUUGAUGCAUUUUUGAAGGGUGGAGAUUUUCACUCUAGAACUGUUAUUGUAAUUAUAUUAAUAAUAACCAUUUAAGACUAUGUUUCCUAGUAUCUAAUAAGAAAUUGAAAAAGGAGAAUUAUUAAUUGAAUGGGAUAAAUCAAAAGGAAAAGCACCAGCUCCAUUAGUAAAGGAUAAAUAUGCUGCUGAAAGAAGAAAAGCAAAAGUGUUGAAUUUUUCAAUUGCAUAUGGUAAAACAGCAACAGGAUUUGCAAAAGAUUGGCAAUGUGAUAUUAAGGAAGCUCAAAAAACAAUAGAUGCAUGGUUUGCUUAGAGAAAAGAAGUGGUAUUAAAUUUAUAUAUUUUAGGAAUAAUGGUAAUAUAAUGUUAGAAUGAUUGCAAAAAGCUAAUUUUUCACACAAACUCUUUUAGGACGAUAUAGAUAUUUGGAAAAAUAUUUUGAAUAGUAAACUAGGUCAUAUAUUAAUCAUGGAUUAAGAGCUGCAAUAAAUACUCCUAUUUAAGGAGGAGCAGCUGAUAUUGUUAUAGCAGCAAUGGUUAAAAUAUAUAAAAAUUAGACAUUGAAGGAUUUAGGUUAUAAAUUACUUUUAUAAGUUCACGAUGAAUUAAUUUUAGUAUCUAAUUUAUUUAAAUAUAUGAUAGGAAGGUCCUGAAGAAAAUGCUUAAGCAGCUUUAAAGAUUGUUAAAGAACUGAUGGAAAAUCCUUUUGAAAUUUAAUUAGAAUUACCUUUAGAAGUUGAUGCUAAAAUUGGAAAUAAUUGGUAUGAAUGUAAAUGA
This is a messenger RNA of Paramecium sonneborni, 2655 nucleotides long. The record is from the annotation of a GenBank genome assembly. Lineage: Eukaryota; Ciliophora; Oligohymenophorea; Peniculida; Parameciidae.